Messenger RNA from Lacerta agilis (Sand lizard), 1385 nucleotides. RefSeq names its product MINDY family member 4B (gene MINDY4B). Gene Ontology annotation, biological process: protein K48-linked deubiquitination. NCBI's taxonomy places the organism in Eukaryota, Metazoa, Chordata, Lepidosauria, Squamata, Lacertidae. The transcript has 11 exons. Gene Ontology annotation, molecular function: cysteine-type deubiquitinase activity; K48-linked deubiquitinase activity. The record is from RefSeq and is a predicted model, not a curated record. Bases 24 to 1385 code for a protein of 453 amino acids.
CUACUUUCGGUCUAUUGGAAGCUAUGGAAAACAGGACAACACUGCAACAGGUCAAAAGAUGGGUAGAUUCCAAGUUGAGUUACAUAGAAAUAUUGCAGGAAGAAGUUAAGAAGAGUCAACUAAAGUGCCAAGACCACAAAUCGGAGGACGACAAAGAGGAUGCAGCUGCAGCGUCUCAAAUGACAAACCCCCUAAAGCAAAGCCGCUUCCCAUCCAAUAUUCUUUAUUCCAUUCCCAAAGCUCUCAUCGUCUCAUCGAACCUCGGAGGGCGGCCCAUCUCACUGGAAAUGGCAGUGGGACUACGGAGGAUGUUAUUUGGAAGCACAUAUCAAGUCUUCAGCUAUGAAUGGAAAAGAGCAUAUUUCAAAUUCCACGAGCCUUAUACUGAUUUGGCCUACGCACUGGAGACAGAUAAGGGAGGAGCAGUAGCUGUUCAGAUGGCUGUUCAAGUGAACAUCAUUAAAUACUUGUUGUUUGUACAAAAUAAAGAAGAAAAUAUGCGUCUGCAAAGUUUAUGUGAAAUAAGCCAAAAAGAACAAGAAAAGGCCCUUGCAGCAGCCUUGGCUGAUAUUCUGUGGGUAGCAGGAGAAGGCCAGAAAGCUACUGUCUGCCUUGUCACCAGUGAUACUUAUUUUACUCCCAGUAUAGACUACAAAGCUGAUCACUUUACUGAAAAAGUUCAGCUGUUUGACUUUUUUGAGAAGGAAACGGCUCAGCAGUUCCUCUGCGAUCACAUACACUGUCUAAACUGUGAAGGAAGUCAUGGAGUGAUUCUAUUUCUGUACAGCUUGCUUUUCUCAAGGACAUUUGAAAGGCUGCAAAAAGACCUUGACUGUACCACAACUCAUCUGUUGCAAUGCAGGAUUGGAAGCUUCAUCUGCAGACAAGCCAUUCUGAACAUCAUCUUAACAGGCAGAGCUUGUCCACACGUGUUUAAUGGGUUCCAGAAACUUGACGCUGAAGGCAAUGUGCAAAAGCAGCUGCAUGGUGUCUUGUCCCGCAGCGAGGUGGGCUAUUUACACUGGAGCAAGGAAGAAGUAGAACAUUACAGGUUCCCACAGGUUGGAAGCAUGCUGAAAACUCCUAAAUUGCCUGUUUGGUUGUGCAACAUCAGUGGAACAUACAGCGUCCUUUUCAGCACUAACAGGCUGCUCUUGUCCGACUGGAAAAUGGAACACCUCUUUGAUUUGUACUUUUAUAAUGGGCAGCCCUCGCAGAAGACAACAGUGCAUCUAACAGUAGACACCCAUUCUCAUCACUGGGAGGAAAAUCACCGUGAGGAGGAUGGCGAUGCGGAAAAGCGGUUCCCUUCUGUGGAGAUGGCCAUCCGAACGAAGUGGGAGGGUGCUGCUAUCAAUUGGAACGGUGUGGCCCCCUUCUUCUGA